Xiphophorus maculatus (southern platyfish) is the source of this 6836-nucleotide messenger RNA. It is a transcript of the gene grxcr2, whose product is annotated as glutaredoxin and cysteine rich domain containing 2. Gene Ontology annotation, biological process: sensory perception of sound. The record is from RefSeq and is a predicted model, not a curated record. NCBI's taxonomy places the organism in Eukaryota, Metazoa, Chordata, Actinopteri, Cyprinodontiformes, Poeciliidae. The transcript has 10 exons. Bases 1041 to 1817 code for a protein of 258 amino acids.
AUUAACCUCCGAGAAUAAAAUAUAGGUUAAUAAAAUACACAUAAUUUUUGUUGUAUUGAUAUGUAUACAAGGAUGUCUUGUAUGUAUGUAUAUUAUUUGUGAAAGUCCACUUAGUAAAAAUAUAUCUGGGUCACAACUUUUACCGGAACUUAUAAAAAGGAACAGAGGACACUUGAUUGAGAGGAGAAAGGGGUGUGGCAGCACGCUGGAAGAGACGCCGAGCGACGGUCCGAGGAGCUUGCAAGAUUAGCCCGGAGAGAACUGACUGCUGGACUAAAAGCGUGGCCAGAGCAAUUCACAAAGGGGUCAAAAGUCUUCUGGAGGCAAGGUAGAGCCACACGGAGCGUUGACCGGACCCGAGGCGCUCGCGAUCCAGGCCUGACGAAGGGAACCGCCCGGGCACACAAACGCCAACCCGGUGAGACCCUUCCAAUUUUUUUUCUUUCUUUCUUGUAGUUUUGGUGCACGAAGACGGAUAAUGAAAUCGUUUUUCUAGCAUUGUUUGAUGGUCAUGCUUAUUACCAAAUUCGUAUAAAAAGAAGUAAAAGGACUCACUUGAGCGUGUACAUUUCCCGUUUAUUCGAGGAUUUUGUUACAAAGCUUUGAAAUCUUUUGUUAUCCCCAGUGUCACUUCAUCUCAGCAGCCUCUAAACACAGCACCUCUGCAGUUGUGAAAGUAUUUAAGGAUUAUUUUGAUGGCUGUGUUCCCAUCUCAGAUGGAACAGUGCAAACAGAAGGAGGGAGAAAGCAAGACCUGAGGGAUGCAAAGGUGUGUCGGGCAAAUCAGGCUUAGAGGGGAAGGAGAGGAUAUCGGGACCAAGGACUGAACAUAGGAGGAGAGGAAAAAAUGGAGGUUAGGGUGAGUGAGAAGAGAAUUGACAAGUAGGCGUACAAAGCAGCAUAUAUAUACACUUAUCGCACUGGAUUCAGGAAGCGAUGGAGAAGCUAAAGAUGCAAAAUGUGCGGGCAGACAACAGGCUGAGAGAUGGUGACUUUAGAUGAUGCAGUGAGAGACUUGACUCCACACGUUACUUCAGCUGAUGGUGUGUUCAAAGUCAUCUGCCAUGGAGGAGUUUCAAAGAAAGCUGAACCAGCGCUAUGAAGGCACCAAGCCCAGAAAGGUGAGGUUCAAGCUAGCAUCCUCCUACAGUGGUCGGGUGCUGAAACACGUGUAUGAGGACGGUCAGGAGCUGGAAAGUCCAGAGGAAAAAUACCCUCACAGCUUUAUCCACCGUAAAAUCCCACCCAGCCACCUUGAGAUGAAGCAGUUUUGCAGCUUUGAGGAGACUAAUAGGGACGAACAAGGUUUCUAUCCAACAACAGGACUCAUUGCCCAAAGAAUAAAUGUAUACAGAGGGCUGAGAAACUACAAGCCUGCAGGUGGCCAGACUGUGGAAACAGAGGGUGACAGCAAGUCCUCAGUUUUGGACUUUGGCAAAAUAAUCAUCUACACCAGCAAUCUCCGCAUAAUCAGAGCACCACCAAAGAAGCCUGAAAUGAUGCGGCAGCACUCCAUCCCGCCAGUGGAGUUGGAGGGAUGUCCAAAGGCCAGGGAUAGGGAAAGUCGGAAGAGGGCUAAAGCUCUUAAGGCCCAGGAGGAUCUGGAAAAAGAGGAGAAUGGGAUCGAAAAUGAAGAUACCAAGGAGACCGACAGCUGCCAGCAUUGUGGUGGUUCAGGCUGCGCUCCAUGCUCCCUGUGUCAUGGCAGCAAGCUGUCCAUGCUAGCGAACCGCUUCAAUGAGUCCAUCAGUGAUCUACGUUGCCAAGCCUGCUACCCCGAUGGUCUGGAGAGGUGCCAGUCCUGCUCCAGUAAAUAGCACCAUUUGGCCAGUACCCAUGUCUGGCGAUGAGAGUGCAGCGCUGAGUGUGUGACCGAUGCGCUAUUGCCUUGUCAGAACUGCCUCUGCUGCAACACUGCUUUAAUCCCAAAAUGUUAUUGGGAUGUUUCAGAGCUCUACAAGGAACCACAAGCCAUGAGAAGACAAGGGAAUAAUGUCUGUUCUGCAGACACAAAAAUCAUAAAAUAACAAUUACUGUGUGCAGUGAAUGUUGCAUGAGAUAACACAAAAACAUAAUCCCUUUUUUGUUGUCUCUUUUUUGCAUCUGUGUGCCUAUUCUCUGUCAAACCUGGCUCAACAACCUUGUUAUAAUUUUAAUUAAUAUGAAAAAUGUGGAGGUUAAAUGUUCUUUUUCCCAGUUUAUUAAUCAGAGAGAAUGUAACCUUUAUCAUGUCAAAAUGAUGUAUUCUUCAAAGCUAAUUACUGUUCAUUUAUUUUAAACGGGAGAAAACACAUAACACUGAAAAUAAGGAUGUAGUAUGAAAAAGUUAUAGCGUGAAAGAAAAAUGUUUUCUAAAUAAGGUAUUGUAGAUCAACUACUUUUAAAAAAGAAAAAUUUGUAAUUCAUCAAGUUAACAGUACACAUGGUUCAUGUUCUAUGUUCAAAAUGCUGUUUUUAUACUAAAAUAGCACUAUUUCAUACAUGAAGUGCAACAUGCCCAUUUACUGCACAUACAAUUUUCUUUUGCUCAUGUACUUUAGCACUCCUUAUUUGGAAUCUUUCUUGAUCACAACCUAAAACAAAAAUCACAUUUUCUGCACAUUUUUUUAAAAUUAAAUUUAUUUAUUAAAGUAAGUGAAGUGAAUGUCGUAUUAUGUCAAACAAAGCAAAAUUUCCGAUAUAUAAUCUAGAUAGCAGUUAGCUUACUAGGCUAUUAGUAAACAAUAUCACUAGGGAUUUCACAAUGUACAAUAUGUAAACAAUUUAAAGGGCAAUAAAAGGGAGAAGUUGUAGUUGAUGUAGUGGUUGGUGACUGAUGGGCCCCAAAUCUAACGCUGCGUUCAAUCCUCAAAACAACUUGAGCCUAUUCAUUGUAUUUCUUGUUCUGCUCUGAACAAGAAAUACAAUGAACCAAUUCAGGAGGAUUCUGCAUUGUUGUUUUUUUAUCAUGUUAAAGAUGUAGUGGGUAGAAAAUGGGGAAAAGUUAACAUAUAUCUUCUAUGCUGUAACAAUUUUUUUCUUGGAUUUGAACCUGUAGACAAACAGUUUCAUAUAAGUGAAUUAUUGUAUAAAGUAUUGCUCCUUUACCAAACUCUGAGGAUUUUUAUUCAUCCUGUACCUCUGCCUAUCCUUAUCAACAUUCAAUAAAGACUAAUUAUUGCUGGUAUCUAUUAGCAGUAUUACCAGUAACACAAAUUCUGCACUGAGUAAUUUAUGUAUCAGUAAUGAGUUUUGUAAAGAACAAAAUAUUCAAGCUGAUCAAACAGAACUGAUUUUGCAAACAUUCUUUAACACAUGGGUGGAGCAAAAAAGUCCAAACAUUGCAGAUACCACACAAUCAUUAAUAACAGAGAGCCAGCAGGUUAACCAAACAAAUUCUGGCAUCAGAGAUUACGUUUGAUUUUCCUUGGUAUGGUCACCUUUCACUUAAAAAUCUUCACAGCUUUAAAUGACUCUCCACCAGAUUCUUGUGGUGUUCUAAAUUAAUUGCCUAUAUUCUAGGUAACUAAUAAAGAACUAAAAUUCAGAUACAUUUUUUCAUUAUAACAAUAUGUAACUUUUAUUUAAUGGUUGCAAUUUAUUUUGUCCCCUUUCACUCUAAACUUACUGGUAAGAAAUUUUCACAUUCAUCAAAACAUAUAUUCAAUUUUAAAUUAAGCAAUCCACUCUUACGACUCCUGGCUAGCAAAUAAUACUCUGAGGUACAAUGUCCAGUGAAAAAGUUAAAAUGUUUUCUACUCAUAAGAGCUGAUGCAUAUGAUAUGAUGCAUCUGUUUGAUGACAAACAGAUGCAUCCACCCAUGUCCAAAGUCCAGUAAUAAGUUCUUACUCAUCAAACUUCAGCAAGAUAAAGAAAAUUUGUAUUAAAGAAACAAAUCAAUCUUUGUCAGUCGAUUUUGCUCAACUCUUUAGAUGUUACUGGGAUUCUAAAAAUGGAAAAUAAUGUGGAUGUUCUCUGCUGUUGUUGAGAUCUUCUGGGAUGCAUAGAGUAAGCUUUGCACAAUCCAUUAGAAAUGAUUGAAUCAGAGAGUCUUGCAGCUGUUUUCAACCUAAUACUUUAGUAGUGGGAUUACUGUGGCUCAUUGGUGACAGAGUAAGUGGGUCGAGUGCUGCGUGGAGGAGCCUACCUGGACGCAGUAGAAGCUUAUCAUUAAUGUAUGGUUUGCAUGCACCUGUGUUACUCUGACAUCAGAGAAUUUGGAGGUAAAUGAGCCAAGGGCUACAACCUAAUUACACCUACACAGAGCUUGCUGUUUUACAGCAAAGCCGAUUUAUUGAAAUGCACCGUAAUUACAAUUCAUUUUGGCUCUAGAACCCAAUCUAGAUGCAACAACAAUGAGUUCGCCCAGCAGCUUUAUCAGUAUACAUUCUGAAAUCAAACAGAAAAACUUUGAUUAUGCUUAAGUCCCUUGCAUAUGGAGAUUGGUGGUCACCACACUGCACAUAGUAAAGAGCUCCCAGCUGGGUAGAAAAAGGCACACCUCUAAAUUGAACAUAGACAAACAAAAACAAGCUUUUUUAGGCUGCAAUUCAAAUGCAAUGUCAUAAAGAACAGAAGCAGAGUGAGGAGGAAAAAGAAUGAGUAGCAACUCAGAGAGUUCAUAACUUCCCAAUGGCUACAAUUCCUGAAAGAUACACGUCCUGCAAAUUGUGCAAAAUAACAAAGUCUGCUGUGAGCUUCAGCUGCACAGGAAACCCUCACACUGUUAGUAUCCUGAUGAACAUGCUGAUAACCUUUCUCCAUUUUUGCUCUCACACUGAAAGUAGGUUUUACAAAUUCAAAGAAGCUUUUUGAUGUUCACGGAUAGGGAUUUAGUCUGUAUCAAAAUUAACACUGUUACAACACAACUUCAAUGCUCGCAAAUAUUCAGCCAUAGCCUCCAAAUGACUGACUGUUCAGUCUUUUAGUUCCCAUGUGAUAUUACACCGCCUUUGAAGCAGAUUUGCCACCUUGGUAACCAAAUUCCUAAAGCUGUGAGAUUUAGGACAGAGAACAUCACAUUUCCAUCACUGGCAAUAUUUUCAGAAGCAUUUAAAUAUAAUUAAAAGUUAGUUUUCUUACACACUUAAAUUAUAAAUUGCCUAAAGAUAAUAAUGGGAUUACAGGCCAAUAAUUACAAUCAUUUUACAGACCUCCAAUUUAUAUGCUGUUAAUUCAUGGAUUACUGCUUUUCAACUUGUUUCAGAGCUUAAUAUAAAACUUUUGAACUCUUUACUAUUUCUUUUUAACAUACAUGAUACCUCUGUUAUGCUCUAGCAUCAUGAUCAAAUUUGUAUCAUAGUGGAUUAUAAACAAUAAGCAAUAGGCUUAGAUUUAUUGUUGAUUUUUACACCUUUGAUUUUCUCAAGGCCUCCUUUGAGCCUGAAAUGUCAGUUUCUUUCCGUAAUCUGUAUUCAGCAGUGAGAGAUGCAUCAUAAAGAUAACAAAGAAAGUUUAAUGAUAAUGCUCGAUAUGUAAUUCUGGAAUGUUUCUUUUUUAUGAAACAUUGUAUGAAUAUGCUAAUAGCUUUUACUAUAAAUGGCACACAACCACAAAUGCAUCACUGCAUAAUUACAUCUAAUUACACCUUACCCAUUCCUGCUAAAAUUAGAGGCAGUCAAUCAUAUUUCUAUUGUAUUCUGGGAUUCUUAUGAGAAAAUUUUUUUAUGUUCUUACUAUGUUUUCGUACCUCAAUAUCUCUGAGGCAGUUAUGUAUUUUCUCUGUGGUGAAUGUUAUGUUGCCAGGAGCCAUCAUAAACCGAAAAAAAAUACGAUUUAAACAUCAGUUGAUGUUAUUAGUCACAGAGGACUUAGUUUUUUAGCCAGAGGCUAUUUUCUUAAAAGUUACACAAACAAGCCAGGGCUAAAAAUAGUCAUUUUCAGUAUAUAAACAACAUACAAACUGCACUGAGCUGAAAUGAGUAUUUUUUUUUCUUUUCUGCAUCAAGAUAAAAGAAAAUCAAUCAAAAACGGUGCCCAAAUAAUUAUUCAAUGAACUCCUCAAGGUUUCCAUGUCACAACCCUGAGCUGACCAACCAUCUGGAUGGUUUUUAAACCCAUUAUCCUCACAUUACUUGUGGACCUUUCCUUGCACAGGUAAUUUCCAUUUUUACUUUUAUUGUGUCACCAAACCCGCAUUCUGAUAUGGAGCUAGCAAUAUGGCCGAGGACAUAUCUGGCCAAGAGCUCGAACAAGAAUCAAAUUACAGCGGUACAGGAAGGCUAAUUCAAAGACCUUUGUUUUCUUUUCCUUUGACCUCUCUGCUCAGACGUCUUCUAACAGUAUGGACAUUAAGGCUGUGCUUUUGAACCUUUUAACCACAAUUCUCACUCUUUAUUCCACUGGGCAACCAGAAUGGUAGAGAAUUGGGUCACAAAACUGUUCUUGGCCUCUCACGUCCUGUGUUGGCCCAAAGGGAUAAGGGGGAAAGGUAAAAGACACUCAAAUGUCAAACCAAAUACAUUAUGCUUGCUAUACUUAGAAACUGGAACCUAAACUACACAACAUUUUUUAAGUUCAUUGAAUUCUGUCACUCUAAGAAUAAGGUAUACACAGAUCUGCGUAUGCCUUAUUUUUUCUUUAAUUAGAACAGAGUAAUGCAGACCUGCAUUCAUUCAUUUCAAUAUUUUUUGUUCUUUUUAUUUGUGUAUUGCUGACCAGAUUUAUGCAAUUUUCACGUAUAUGGAUUCAUGCUUUAGAAAGCAAGUCUAGAAAAAUGCAUUAAAUACCCACAGAGCACAUUAAGCACAGGUUCAAACACAUGACAAUAUGAGAACAAGAGCUUAAGAGAGAAUAAGAGUUUUUAUUAAAGUACAGUAUAAUCAUAAAUUUAUUAUUGUAAAUGUUGGGUUUUUAU